This is a messenger RNA of Thyridium curvatum, 693 nucleotides long. RefSeq lists its product as uncharacterized. The record is from RefSeq and is a predicted model, not a curated record. Bases 1 to 693 code for a protein of 230 amino acids. The transcript is spliced from 3 exons. Gene Ontology annotation, biological process: clathrin coat assembly; clathrin-dependent endocytosis; intracellular protein transport. NCBI's taxonomy places the organism in Eukaryota, Fungi, Ascomycota, Sordariomycetes, Thyridiales, Thyridiaceae. Gene Ontology annotation, cellular component: plasma membrane; clathrin coat of trans-Golgi network vesicle; clathrin coat of coated pit. Gene Ontology annotation, molecular function: clathrin heavy chain binding; structural molecule activity.
AUGGCGGAUCGUUUUCCCUCCUUGGAGGAGUUCGACUCCGGUGCCCAGACAGACAUCAAGGACCCUUCCGCAGAGCCCUCCGCAGACGACUUCCUUGCCCGUGAAAAGGCCCUUCUCGGAGACGAUGCCAACCAGUUUGCGACAGUAGAGGAUGCCGGCCUAGACGGUGACGACGACCUGCUUGGUGGCGGCGGUGCAUCUGGCGAGGCUGCUCAGUUUGAGAGCCAGUUCCCCGACAUCACCAGCCCCAACGAGGGCCAAGGCAUCACCGGACCUUCGGUCAGCUACAACUCGGGCUUCGGCGCCUACACCGAAGAGGAGGAGGAGCCGGAGGUGAUCAAGCUGUGGCGGGAGAAGCGGGAUGCCCAGAACGCCAAGCGCGCCGAGCAGUUUGCGCAGCAGCGCGACGAGACGGUCCAGGAGGCGCAAAAGAACAUUGACGACUUCUACGAGAACUACAACAACAAGAAGGACAAGGCCCUGGCCCAGACCCGGAAAGAGGCCGAGGAGUUCCUCGCCAAGCGCGAGGACACCACUUCGGGCGGCACGAGCUGGGAGCGCAUCUCCAAGAUUGUCGACGUCUCGGGCAAGGGUGCCAAGGGUGGUGCCGCCGGCUCCGGCAAGGAGCGUUUCAGGGAGCUGCUGAUGAGCCUGCGGAAGGAUGAGAAGGCUCCCGGCGCGGAUGGUUACUAG